Molecule: messenger RNA, 936 nt
Organism: Naegleria fowleri
Lineage: Eukaryota; Heterolobosea; Eutetramitea; Acrasida; Naegleriidae
Exons: 1
Coding region: 1-936 (311 amino acids)
Source: RefSeq, a predicted model, not a curated record
AUGUCUCAACAACCACAUCAACCACAUCACAUGCUCCAAGUGCAUCUCAUUGUAUUCCGAGGUCUUCCUGGAUCGGGUAAAUCGUUUCUUUGCGAAUGUUUAAUGAAAAUUUUAAAAACCACCAUGCUUGAAUCCAAUUCCAAUCGCGUUCAAACGAAAUUGAUGAUGAUCAAAUUAAGUCGAGAUGGAUUGCGAAAUGAAAUAUUCCCAAAUAGUAUUGGAGGCCCGAAUUUCUCGGAUUUUGAAAAGAAUUUAGUGGAUGAAUGGAUUCGCACUAGUAUUGAAUAUUUUGUCAAGUCUUUCAUGUUUCAAUUAUUGAACGAAAUGAAUGGAAGUGAGUUUGAACAUGAUUCAAAAAAAGAAAAUCUCAGUAAUAAUAAUUAUGAAUUGUACAUAUUCAUUGAUGGCAUGUGUUUGUCUACUUUACAAUCAGUGAAACAAUUUGAACAUGUUCUUUCAAAAUUACAUCAAGAAUUCUCUUCCUUAAUACCAGUUGAUCAUCAUCCUUUCAAAGAUUCUUCACACCAAACCACUCUCUCUGAUGAUUCUGUGACCUUAAAAACCUAUUUCUAUUGCAUUCAAGUAGAACGUGAUGAAAUGAAAUGUCGAGAAAGUAUUGCCUUACAACUGAAUUGUCAUCCAGCACAACAUUCGAGAGAUUACGAUAAAGUGAAACAAAAUUUUGAAUCCUUGCCUACUGAAUGGUUGUGUGAAAAUUCUCUCGAAAAUAGUAACAACACCAAAACCACCAUGACCACUAUGACCACGAGGAAUCACUUAUUAGGUGAUGAAGAAAGGAGCAUGAACGAUUCACCUUUGAAUCGGCAUAAUCACUCGUCCAAAUUUAUCAUUUAUUUCAAUAAUGAUAUUGAGGUUUCCAUUCAGUUCAAGAUUGAUCUCCUUGUUCAUUGGAUCCUGCAACAACACGAAGAGUGA